Molecule: messenger RNA, 618 nt
Organism: Hydatigera taeniaeformis
Lineage: Eukaryota; Metazoa; Platyhelminthes; Cestoda; Cyclophyllidea; Taeniidae
Source: the annotation of a GenBank genome assembly
AUGCGUAAACCGACGUUCGCAGCCACCUUCAGUGCCAUUGCGUCAACGCUGACUAUGGCAAUCGAUGAUCCACACGAUGUUGAGGGCACAUUCAGAGGCUACGAGGUGUUGAUGAAGGUGGGUGGUGUUGUCUCGCCAACACCGUGGCAAUCAGUGGCCAACCUAUCCGCUUCGAGACGAUACUACAGUGUGGAGGGCAUUCAACCUCUCUCAACACAUACGGUCACCGUGCGUGGACACCUCUCCUCCAAACGCUUCAGUGCUCUCGCUGACCCAGUGGAGUUCAUGGGAGUUGAUAAAGCUCUCUCUGCUCCCCAACAUGUGCAACUGGUGGCCCUCGACUCUCACAGGGUGCACAUCACAUGGCAGCCACCUCUUCACGCCUACGGUCGCAUCACACGCUACGCCAUCGCAUGGCGUGUCGACAACAUCGCCAAACCAUCAAUCUACCUCUACAAGGAGACCAACUACACCUUCACCACCUUGCGACCUGGACAAACCAUUUCUGCUUCCGUUGCUGCAACCAGUCGGCCUGACUCGUCCAUGAACAUUCAGCUCCACGGUGAUGCCUCUCCAUAUGCAUCCGCAAGCACACCACUCCCCGUGGAAGGUGGGUAG